CUUGACUGGCCACAUUUACCUACAUACCCUUGGGCUUCUUUUGAUAUUCUGGACCAGCUUCUCUGGUCCUCCGUGCAGGAAUCCCUUUUUUCUCAGCGGCUGUUCAGCCUUUACCGUCGGAGGUGCCGCCAACCCACAGGCCUCUUUGUUCCCUCUCUUCACUCUUUCUCCUUACUCGUGAACCUUCAGCAAAGGGAACUAUUCGUUUACGCUCAGAGAUUGGACCUGUCAUAAUUUCCCUCCCCCGUCUGAGUCAUCCAAUAAGGUGGCGUUUUGAAGGCAUCAGCAGAAAGAGUCCUAUCUACCUAGACUUAGUGCUAAUCUGCCUGCCUUGCCUUGCCUUGCCUUGCAUCCUACUUAAACCCCUGCCAUCCACCUCUUUCUGUCUUCCCCAGACAGAAAAGCAACUCGAGCCAACAAUGCCCAUGGAAUCCGUCUUCUCCUCUCGCCGAGAAUCCUGGCCACCUACCCAGCUCCGCUUGACUCCCACCAUGUCUCUCAAGAAGAGGUCCGUUAUCGAGAGCUUUGAGCCUCGGCCGCUUCUCGAGGAUAUUGAUGACAACCCGCUCACCUACUUCCUCACUCCCAUCCCAGCAGAGGAUGAGGAUGACGAGAUGGACCUGGACGUCGACAUGAUGGAUUUCGACGCCGGCAUCGAGGACGCCAGCCAGCCCCGCGAGGCCGUCCGCAGCGUCAGUCCCUCCUCUCUCGAGGGUCUCCGCAAGCCCGACAGCGCUCGCCCGGCCUCGCCAGACUUUGACUCGGACGCUCUCACCACCGACGACGACGACGAUGAGGAAUACAUUCGCUUCUCCCCCACGUCGUCGUCCUUCUCGCUCACACCCUUGCGAGACCUCGCCGUCGAGGGCCUUCGCUUCCGAGCCAAGAGCCCCGUCUUCGGCCUCACUGCCAACGCCCUGCUCUCGCCCAACUCCGUGCCGGCUCCGGGCCGCAGGGGCAGAGGCCGCACAAACAGCCGCGGGUCGACUCGCCAGCAGACUCGGAGCCUGUCUGUCCGCGCGAGAGAUGACCACCUGUGGAGGGAACCCAGUCCCGACGUGUGGUCCAUCGAAGAAGAGACUGAAGAGGAGUUGAUGAGCGAUGCGGGUGUAGACACCAAGGCUGCAAAGCCGAAGAAGAAGGUACGCUUCGUGCUCCCAGAUAAGGAGUAAUAACACGAGCGUCGUGCAUAUCUUUAAUCAACCAUUUUUUUGCAUUGGGCGGCGUUAAAGGGCGGAUCUAUUCAUUUCUGGGGGGUGGUGGAGGGUUUUUGGUUUCAUCAUUUUGGUCUGGUGUGGUGUGUUAUCUGGUAUAGCAUUUCAAGGCGUUUGGGGCGGCUGGAGUGGUUUCACGCAUUUAUAAUACGUAGCAGCUUCUACGUCUGCAGUUUUUGUUUUUGUUUCUGGGCCAUCGCAAGCUGGGACUUUCGGUGUUUCGGUGGGGAGGAGGCAUAAUAAAGGACCGGACGGUGUGCAUUUGUUUGUUCUUUGCUUAUUGCAAUUAUACCAACCGGGGAGGGCAUCUGUUGGAGUUGGAGGCAACUUUUGAUUGACAACAGUACUGUUUGGUACUACUACAUAUCCUUACUAUUUAUCAUUGAAUUGACUCUUCACUUUCA
Molecule: messenger RNA, 1618 nt
Organism: Trichoderma harzianum CBS 226.95
Lineage: Eukaryota; Fungi; Ascomycota; Sordariomycetes; Hypocreales; Hypocreaceae
Exons: 1
Coding region: 420-1172 (250 amino acids)
Source: RefSeq, a predicted model, not a curated record